AUGAAGCAGCAGAUAGCAGUCCAGCAUGAACAUCAGGGUGUUGAGCCGCAUUCCGCUGAUGGUGUCGGAGAUAGUCGAGAUCAAGGUGGCUGUUGGGUCGGCGAAAAUCCUUUUCUGUAUGAACAGCGGUCGCUGAGAGUCCAAGAACUUGAGUGCACUAAGAAUGUCGAGAAUUUUGGGCUUUUCGGUCACAUUCAACACAGGAGCCUUUCCAUAAGCGACAGAGUGUUCCAUGUCCAUUUGGAGACAACUCCACCACAGUCUCGUCCACAGCAGCCGGAACUCGAUGUUGGAAGGAGAAUAGAUAUGACUGACCUCCUUGCUGCGGAUAGGGUACCGCAAGCCACGAUUGAUUCCCAUUCCAAGUCCCAAUUGGCAAAUCAUUCCAUUCAUGGUGUACCCGUCAGUUCCAUCCCCACCGUCUCCAUCUUCCUGGCACAUAACUUGGUAGUUACGGAGUAA
Ogataea philodendri is the source of this 462-nucleotide messenger RNA. RefSeq lists its product as uncharacterized. The record is from RefSeq and is a predicted model, not a curated record. The transcript has 2 exons. The coding region runs from base 1 to 462 and encodes 153 amino acids. Lineage: Eukaryota; Fungi; Ascomycota; Pichiomycetes; Pichiales; Pichiaceae.